UCUCAAAACCAAAACACACAAAAACAAGAAAAAACCAAACUUCAUUUUUAAAAUCAUGGACGUCGUGAGACCAACGGUGGAGAUUCCACCGCGAAAGCUUCUUUUGUCUUCCAAGUCCUUCCCGGCGGAAUCUUCCCCUCGUUCUUCGCCGCGUAAACAUAACUGGAACAAGAGCAACAAGCUUACAUCUGAGCAUGAAGAAGACAGCUUCAACGAAGACAACAACAACAACAAGGAGGUGAAAGAGUAUUGUUAUGAUUCGGACACAGAUGAUCCUUACGCAAGCGAUCAUUUCCGGAUGUUUGAAUUCAAGAUCCGACGUUGCACCCGUAGCCGAAGCCACGAUUGGACUGACUGUCCUUUCGCUCAUCCCGGAGAGAAAGCUCGCCGUCGUGAUCCUCGUCGGUUUCAAUACUCCGGUGAGGUUUGUCCCGAGUUUCGUCGUGGUGGUGAUUGUAGCCGUGGAGAUGACUGUGAGUUUGCUCAUGGUGUCUUCGAGUGUUGGCUCCAUCCUAUUCGUUACCGUACUGAAGCUUGUAAAGACGGUAAACACUGUAAACGAAAAGUAUGUUUCUUUGCUCAUUCGCCACGUCAGCUUAGGGUUCUUCCUCCGGAAAAUGUUUCCGGCGGUUCAGCGUCGGCGUCUCCUGCGAAGAAUCCUUGUUGUUUGUUUUGUAGCAGCUCUCCGACGAGCACUCUUUUGGGUAAUUUGUCUCAUCUUUCUCGAUCUCCAUCUCUGUCUCCACCAAUGUCUCCUGCUCAUAAAGCCGCUGCUUUUUCGCGGCUGAGGGAUCGCGCCGCUUCUGCCGUUUCCGCUGCUGCAGCCCGUGGUUCGGUUAACUAUAAAGACGUUUUAAGCGAGCUAGUGAAUUCGUUGGAUUCCAUUAGCCUAGCGGAAGCGCUGCAGGCGAGUUCCUCUUCACCGGUUACAACGCCAGUUUCUGCGGCCGCUGCGGCGUUUGCGUCUUCCUGCGGUUUGAGCAAUCAGCGUAUUCAUCUCCAGCAGCAACAGCAACAGAGUAGCCCUUUACAGUUUGCUCUUUCGCCUUCCACUCCAAGUUACCUAACAAACUCGCCUCGGGGAAACAUUUUCGGCGAUGAUUUCACUCCUCGCCAGAGACAAAUGAACGAUUUCACGGCGGUGGUUAGGGAGAAGACUAGCUUUGAUGAUGGUUCUUGUGGUGACCCUGAUCUUGGAUGGGUGAAUGAUCUCUUGACUUGAUAGGUUGACGGUGGAGAUCUUGAUCUUGGGAGUGGAUCUGACUGAGAAAUGUAAAUUUCGGUUGAGGAGUUAAAUUGCAUUCAUGAAUCGGUGCGUACCGGUUUUGUCAAUGCAUGCAGAGAUUGUUGUUCAAAUUUGUUUUGAAAAUUUUAUUGUUUUACGAAUUUCCACGGAAGCUAAUUAGGGACGAGGUGUCUUGUGUAUUGUCUUUUAUUUCUUAGAAUUCUAUCUCUUUUUUGUUGGAUCUUUUUACCAAAUAAUAUGUUGAAUCUGUAAUAUCUUUUGGAUUCGGAUUGUGCAAUG
Molecule: messenger RNA, 1525 nt
Organism: Eutrema salsugineum
Lineage: Eukaryota; Viridiplantae; Streptophyta; Magnoliopsida; Brassicales; Brassicaceae
Product: zinc finger CCCH domain-containing protein 2
Exons: 1
Coding region: 56-1222 (388 amino acids)
Molecular function (GO): metal ion binding
Source: RefSeq, a predicted model, not a curated record